CCUCAACCACAACACCACAUCGCCAACAACCACACCUCACUGCCUAAACGAACAUUCAUAACAUUUUAUCUAGCACGUUAAACAGAAGAACCAACAAUCCACCUGAACCAGCUGAACCCACAACCCGCCCUCCCCAAAAUGAGCAAAGACUCCACCCCUCACCACAUCCACAUGCACCACCCGCGUCUAGCAGACUACUUCGAAGACUUCACGCGCCCGCACCACAACACCACCACCUCCCCCACCUCAAUCCUGCAUCUCGCCUCGUCCGCCUCCACCAACAACCUCGCUUCCUCCUCCACCAACCUCUCCUUUGCCGCCGCCGCUGCCGCUGCCGCCGCCGCCGCAGCGAACGCCAAUCCGCCCGGCACUGGGACGCCGUCGUACCUCCCCAUCGAGGAGAUCUACGUGGCGCCGCAGUUCCAGCCGCCCAACCCGGAGGAUGAGGAUGAUGUGGUGCCGGAUCAGCAUGCGGCGUUUGGGAUUAGUCGGGCGAUGAUGAUGAGGGGGUCCGGGGCGGGGGGGUUAGGGGGUGGAGAUGGGGUGGGUGGUGGGGGACAUGCUGGGGUUGGGGGCAUUGGGUGGAGGGAUUUGGGGUUGGAGGGGUUGGUGAAUGCUGGUGGAAGUACUCGUGGUGGUGUUGGGGCUGGUUCUGGGGUUAGGGUCAGGGAGGAGGGGAGGAGGAUGGGGGGGAGGAGGAGGGUGGUUUGUUUGCGGUGA
Messenger RNA from Aspergillus saccharolyticus JOP 1030-1, 720 nucleotides. Its product is annotated as Apc13 domain protein. Gene Ontology annotation, biological process: positive regulation of mitotic metaphase/anaphase transition. The record is from RefSeq and is a predicted model, not a curated record. Lineage: Eukaryota; Fungi; Ascomycota; Eurotiomycetes; Eurotiales; Aspergillaceae. Bases 139 to 720 code for a protein of 193 amino acids. The transcript is spliced from 2 exons. Gene Ontology annotation, cellular component: anaphase-promoting complex.